Molecule: messenger RNA, 1802 nt
Organism: Drosophila willistoni
Lineage: Eukaryota; Metazoa; Arthropoda; Insecta; Diptera; Drosophilidae
Product: DNA ligase 1
Exons: 3
Coding region: 125-1624 (499 amino acids)
Source: RefSeq, a predicted model, not a curated record
AUAAAACGUAAAAGUAUAUAUAUAUUUUUUUUUGGGUUUUACCACGCAUUUGGGCACUACUCCUUUGAAGGGACCAAUCAGAGUGUUUUAGGAACGUUUUAGGAUUAAUGAAAUAUCUAAGAAAAUGGCUUUUGUAGCGCGCCGUUCUACUGGGGGCAAGUUAGUUGAGCGCCAGCAAUUGUCCGGUCGUGGUUCGAGUACAAUGAACAGACCCAUGACAGAUAUAAGCGAUGAUGAUGACACAGAUACGAUGAUGGGUUACACUAAUCGAACUUUCAAUUCGCCACCCACUGUGCGUUAUGUGGGAGAGGACACGAAAAAUGACAUCGACGACGACGAUGAUGAUGAUGUUGAUGUUGAUGAUGUUGAGGAAGAAAAGGACAUUUAUGAGUUGGACGACGAUCCAGACACUGAUGCAGAAACAAGUUAUACCUUUGCGCCCCAGAAGAUGGGAAGUGUCAGCAGUCUAGACACCAAUGUGGAUACCAUAAUGGAUUUUUGCAAUGAGUUGGAUGAAUGCGAAAGGGAAGACGAGGAGCGAGAAAGAAAGCAAAAUCUUAAAGAUAGCAUCGAAUCAGAACUGGCUAACUUGGAUGAUGAUGUUGAUGAUGAAGAUGAUUCGGAAUGGCAAACCUACAAAAGUCCAACACCAAGAGCCGUGCCCGCUGAAGAGCAUUCAAUGCCAACUGAUACAGAAACCGAUACCAUAUGGAACAACAAUCAGGACAAUCAGAGUCUCAGUUCAUUCGAGAGUCUUCAGGUACCGGAGACUCCAGCAAUUCCAAUUGAUGCCCAGAGUGCCAAGACUUAUUUUGUGGGAAAAGUGGAGAGCAACAAUGACCCUCUGUUGACCAAUCGCACUUAUGACUUGAGCAGUGCUUCUUCUGUGCGCAAAACUGACGCUUCUUCGGUAUCAGGUUCGAGCUGGACAGAAAAUCGUAGUAAUAUGGUGCCUUCUCUAAGUCUUGGUAGCUGCAGUUCCGAUGCCUCUACUUACUAUAAAACCCUCGAUGGGAAGAAGGAGCGUGUCUCUCAGUCGUCCUAUGAGGAUUGGAUUGCCCGCAAGGAACGCCAGAAGCAAGAAAAGAUACAAGCAGCCAAAAUGGAGAAGGAGAAAAAAGAAUCCGAAGCUGCACUACGUCAACGUCUCUCGAAAGAACGUUUCGAGCAAUGGUGCAAGCGCAAGGAGGAACAAAAAAAAUCUAAACCAACGAGUUUGGUUAAUGCUAAAGGUAGCGUCUCGUCCCGAGUGGGAAUGGGUGGUGGUACCUCGUCUUUUGCUAGCACACAGUCUUUGAGAACUGUUAAGCCUCCACCGAUCAGAGAAACACCCGAGAUGAUGAAGAAACGUCUCAAGGAGUGGGAACGUGUCAAGGUUGAAAAACAACAGCAAGAACGUGAGCGUCUACGUCAGCAGGAGGAGCGUAAGGAAAAGUUGGAGCAAGAGCGACUGCAAAAGACUAAAGGAGCUUGGAACAAGUGGAUGAAAAAAGUGAGCAAUCGUCCGAAGCCAGUGCCUCUUAAUCAGGGCAUUGAUACAUUGCGAGGCACAGUAUCCAAUAUCUACAUCAAUCCCAUUCCUUGGGUCUCCAAUAUCGAGCCUAAAGAUUCCCGCGGACGUUAAGUUCUCAACCUUCACUCUCAAUCCCUUUCCCUGUAUAACCUUUAGAUAGUUGUCCAUCAAAAAAAAAAAAGAGGAAGUAAAGCGGUUUAAUACAAAUGAAUAUGCAGGAUAAUUGUUUGUUGACGAUAUAUUUUGAGCUACGACUCACCCAAUAAACAUCAGAAUGCAUGAACAUAAA